Lepisosteus oculatus (spotted gar) is the source of this 2654-nucleotide messenger RNA. It is a transcript of the gene ctu2, whose product is annotated as cytosolic thiouridylase subunit 2 homolog (S. pombe). Gene Ontology annotation, biological process: tRNA wobble position uridine thiolation. Gene Ontology annotation, cellular component: cytosol. Gene Ontology annotation, molecular function: sulfurtransferase activity; tRNA binding. The record is from RefSeq and is a predicted model, not a curated record. NCBI's taxonomy places the organism in Eukaryota, Metazoa, Chordata, Actinopteri, Semionotiformes, Lepisosteidae.
AAACGUGAAAUGCAUUUUUAGCAGUGUCCUUAUGGAUUUUUAAAUCUUAGUAACAAUGGACUGGUGGUGCUGUUGACACGAUUCUGAUUUGCCUUCCUUACCUUAUAACAAAAUUUGAGUUUUGGACGGCUCUGACACUAAACUUCUUGUCGGUACGUCAUCAAAAAGAGCGAGGCUGCACACAGCUGAUACCCACAUCCUCGCUGCAGUCCCUUGGAUAGUGAAGUAUGUCAACAGCGUUGAACAGGGAAAGUGAUAUAUCAUUAGUUGGCUGUAAUAUACCUGAAACGAUUAACUUGUAAAAUAAAUACUUUUACGUAAAAUAAUACGCCGAUCUGACAAGGCAGUCACGUGUAUUUUACAGACACACAGUGUAAUAUUCGCUGCCCAGAACGAGCCAUGUGUCAGAUCCACGAGGAAUAUCAGGACCAUAUGGUGGAAAACACAAGUAUUCCCAGUAUUUCUCAGAAGUGCGUGAAAUGCAAAGAAGGCUCGGCAGUGCUGGUUAUCCGUGUUGGAGACGCCUUUUGCAGGUUCUUCUGGCCUUGUCAGGUGGUCCUGCUUCAAGUUCCAUGCUUUCCCAGGUCCAGGAGGGUUUGAGCCGUGAAGCUCCAAAGAAAUUAAGAUUUAUACCGGGAAUAGUCUACAUUGAUGAAGGGUCUGCCUGUGGUCAGAGCCUAGAAGAGCGAGCAGGAAGAAUAGCCCAGAUGGAGUCUAUAUUCCAAGCCACAGGAUUCCCUUUCUACGUUGUUCACCUGGAGGAAGUCUUCCGCCUGCCCAGUUCAGUUCUGCAGUGCGUCUCCUCAAUCCCAGGCAAGCCGGGGGGGUCUUAUAAAGCUGCUGUAGACCAGUUCAUCCAGCUCAGUACAAACACCCAGACAGAGAAGAGCAAUGCCUUUGCAUCCCAGGACUCCCAGCUGUUCGAAGCCCAAUCCAGGCUUUCUGAGCUCUCUACCCAGGACAGGCCUGAGGAAGAGGUUCGAACAUCCGGUGGGAGACCCUUCACCUUCACGCUACAGGAAACCAAGGCUGUGGAGAGACUGCUGGACUCUGUAAAAACUCUGACGGCUAAAGAGCAGAUACUGCAGAUGCUGAGGCACCAUCUGAUUGUGCACACAGCCCGGGUUAAGGGUUACUCUAAGGUGAUGAUGGGAGACAGUUGCUCUCGCCUGGCAGUGAAGCUCCUUAGUAACAUCUCCCUGGGCCGGGGCGCCUCUCUGGCAAUGGACACGGGUUUCUCUGAUCCCCGAUACGGAGAUAUUACCAUCAUCAGGCCCAUGAGGGAGUACUCCUCCAAGGAAAUUGCUUUCUAUAAUAAGAUGUUUGGGGUUUCGUCCGUUUUCAUUCCAAACCUCGGCACGAAGGCACCUGAAAAGGCCAGUAUUCAGCGCCUGACUGAGAGCUUUGUCAAUAAACUUCAGAUGGACUUCCCCUCCACAAUAAGCACUAUUUACAGGACCAGUGAGAAGCUGAACACUGCCUGCCCACAACUGAGCAGCGACCAAGAGCAGGCUGAGAGGUGCCUGCUGUGCCUGUGUGCUCUGGACACUGGAGCAGCGGAGGCCUCUGCCUUUCGUGCCACCUUGGUCUCGGAGCAGCUGUCGCAGAAGAGCUGCCCUGAGCCUCCGCCGGGGCUCUCGGCUCCCGGACUGCAGCGCCGCCCUGCAGGAGACGAGCGGACUGACUGCUGCGGGUCUGGAGGAGGGAGCCGCUGCUCUGCGGACGAGGAUGCCUCUUCUCCUGACCCUAGGAGCCUCCUGUGUUACAGCUGCAGACUGAUCAUCAAAGACAUGACCUCGGUAGAGACACUUCCUCCAUAUAUUGUGUUAGAAACUGAACACAGGAGGCGAAGGGCUCAGAUGAGAGAGGAGAUCAGCGAGUUCCUUCUGGAUCCUGCGCAGGAGUGAGAAGGCCUGAGGUUUUCCAGCAGGAGGACACCGCUGUAUCAGCGCCAUGUGUUCAGUUGUCUGCUCAGGCUCUGCGCUGCUUUAGAGAGCAGCUGACUCCAUCGGAGAGACUCCUAUACAUGCUCAGGCACCCUCAUGGGUUCAGUCCCUUCUUAUGGUUGAAUACACAACUCUAAAUGAUCAAAUCAACCCAAUGUUCAAGUGCAGGCUAUAUUCCUUUUAAAUGUGAACUUGAACUUGCCUUUUAACAUGUUUUUUAGAACUGCUUACCCUCCACCUCCCUUAAUCUAUCUGUCUGCUUUUUAGAAAGCCAAGGCUGAUUUUUAUGUUUUUUAACUCGGUUGUUAAAAUCCCCAUUCACAAUUCUUUUUAUCAUCAUUUUAAAUGGUAGCACCGUGUUCCUGUUUGAAUAUCCCAUGCAUUUGUGUACUGUUUGCUCUGUUAUUUUAACUAUAACUGUAUUAGAAUGGUUCCUUUUCCAGACAGUUAUAAACAUUUUUUUAGUUUAAAGUACAGUAGAUGACGUUAAGAAUAUGGCUUUGUUUUACUUUAAAGACGCUCUGCCAUUUCACAUCAAUAUAAUCUUUAUUGAAUGGCAGUAGGGCAGUUUUGGUACCAUUGUCAUCACUACGUGACCAUAUAACCAUCAUUUUCUGUAAGGUUUAACUUAAUUAUGCAGACAGAUGUUUUUUUUUUUAUAAAGAAAAAACGUGUACUUUAAGAUGUAUAAUAAAUUGUUUUGCAGUG